AGCGCGCGCGCGCGCGCUCCCGGAAACAAUCCUACCUCUCCCGCCGGGCCGCGGGGCAGACGCUCUGUGUCGUUUCCAAGAUGGCUGCCUCCUGCGGGCUCGUGCGUGCCUGGAGGCGGCUGAGUCUAGGGGUCCCGCCGCGCAGGGCAUUGUGGGGCGGCAUGAGGAAGAAGGUGAGAGAACCAGAGGUGGUUGAAACAGCUGUUCUAGAACCACCCAUCCUGGUCUGUCCCCCACCACGCAGUAGGAAGUACCUUCCCCCAGAGGAUCUCCAGAGUCGUCUUGAGUCUCAUGUCAGGGAAAUCUUUGGACCCUCACUCUCUGAGGACUGGCAGAAGGCCUCACUAAAAGAAAGCAAGUUAAAGUAUCGCCUGCUGGCGCAACUGGCUGCAGAACUAGGCCAUACGGUCCCCAAUUCACGACUCCACCAAAUGUGCACUGCUGGGGAUGUCUUAGCUUUCUACAGCACGCAGGUCAAAGAUGCCUCAAAAUUUGAUGAGCUAUGCACUGCAGAGCUACCCUCAAACCUAAAGAUUAUGUGGGAACACUGAGUCAUGCCAGUCUGGGAUGAUGUCUAGGUGAGAUUCAUCAUGGUGAUGUCUACACAUCAUAUAUGCCAUUGGGAGUUCAUUUAAAUGUCUUCAGAUUUCAAGGACACUGCUUACUGCUUAAAAAAUAAAAAAAAGCAGCUUUUGUUAUGAUGCAACAGUGACAGCUGGUCAGUAAAGAGAACAUUUGUAUCCCAUCUAUUCCGGGCCAUACUCCUUAUUUAAGGGUACAACAACACUGCAAAAACAAACAAAACUAGCAGAUAGUUUCAGAGACUGGGUCAACUGGCUUAGACUCAGGGCUGCAUGUCUCUCUUGCUGUGUUGACACACCCUACGAGGAAUAACUCAAAACAACCAUUGUCUUAACAUUUUCAGGUAUCACCAAGAUUCAGUAUUACAUUUCCUAGUUAAGGGCUCCCACCAUAUGCUAGGAAACUGAGUUCUGGUCCCUUCGGCGGUUGCUUAUUACAGUUUUCUCUCUAUUCAGAAGUUUUCCUUACCACAGUGUAAGUGUGUCUCCAAUAGUUAGCAGGGGUAGACAGUGGUGGUGAUUUGAUGUACAUACCCAUCAAUGACAUGAAACAAAAAUGGAAACAUUUUGUAAGGAAAUGUAAAAUAAAUGACAAGGUGUGGAAAUGUA
Molecule: messenger RNA, 1190 nt
Organism: Mauremys mutica (yellowpond turtle)
Lineage: Eukaryota; Metazoa; Chordata; Testudines; Geoemydidae
Gene: MRPL50
Product: mitochondrial ribosomal protein L50
Exons: 2
Coding region: 81-551 (156 amino acids)
Cellular component (GO): mitochondrion; mitochondrial large ribosomal subunit
Source: RefSeq, a predicted model, not a curated record